Messenger RNA from Bufo bufo (common toad), 1341 nucleotides. Its product is annotated as alcohol dehydrogenase 1-like. NCBI's taxonomy places the organism in Eukaryota, Metazoa, Chordata, Amphibia, Anura, Bufonidae. Bases 61 to 1203 code for a protein of 380 amino acids. Gene Ontology annotation, biological process: retinol metabolic process; retinoic acid metabolic process. Gene Ontology annotation, cellular component: cytosol. Gene Ontology annotation, molecular function: all-trans-retinol dehydrogenase (NAD+) activity; zinc ion binding. The transcript has 9 exons. The record is from RefSeq and is a predicted model, not a curated record.
GGAAGAGGAACUGAGUACGAGAGACGCUUCUAGAUCCGACAAGGAAGGCAGAUUGUAAGAAUGGAUACUGCAGGAAAAGUAAGAGCUCUGGUUAUAAAAUGCAGGGCAGCUGUUGCCUGGAGUGUAGGUCAACCUCUUACCAUUGAAGAAGUAGAGGUGCAACCACCAAAAGCCCAUGAAGUUCGGAUAAAGAUAGUGAGUUCAGGAAUAUGUCGGACAGAUGACCACGCAUUGCAUGGAGAUUUGAAAAAUAUAAAUUUUCCAGUUAUUCUUGGCCAUGAAGGAGCUGGAAUUGUUGAAAGCGUUGGCGAACAAGUGAUAGACCUAAAACCAGGUGACAAAGUAAUCCCACUAUGUAUUCCCCAGUGUGGAAAGUGCAGUUCUUGUCUGAGUCCACACACCAACUGCUGUCUAAAAACACACAUGAGUGAAGCCCAAAAUGUAAUGCCUGAUAAAACAACAAGGUUCUCAUGCAAGGGGAAAGCUGUGUAUCACUUUUUAUGGACAAGCACUUUUUCAGAAUAUACUGUAGUGCCUACUGAUGCUGUUGCAAAGAUUGAUGACAGAGCACCAUUAGAUAAAGCAUGUCUUUUUGGUUGCGGAUUUCCCACUGGAUAUGGAGCAGCUGUCAAUACGGCCAAGGUAGAGCCUGGUUCGACUUGUGCCAUAUUUGGUCUUGGAGCCAUCGGGCUGUCAACUAUAAUAGGCUGUAAAUUAUCUGGAGCUUCAAGAAUAAUAGCUAUAGAUAUAAACAGCAAUAAGUUUGAUAAGGCAAUGUUUUUUGGCGCUACUGAAUGCAUCAACCCUAAGGAUUACUGCAAGCCGAUAGAAGACGUGAUAAUUGAAAUGACAGGACAUGGAGUAAAUUAUUCUUUCGAGUGUAUUGGAAGUACUGAUGUCAUGAAAGCAGCCUUGGAGUGUACUCACAUGGGAUAUGGAACUAGUGUGAUUAUAGGUGGGGCACCUCCAAAUGCGCACAUCACCUUUGAUCCAUAUCUACUCGUCACAGGUCGUACAUGGAAAGGAAGUAUAUUUGGAGGCUGGAAAAGCAAAGACUUUGUUCCCAGAUUGGUUGCGGAUUACCUGGCAAAUAAAUUUAAUUUAGAUGGAUUAGUGAGCCAUACUUUACCAUUUGAAGACAUCAAUAAUGGAUUUCACCUUUUGCAAUCUGGGCAAAGCAUCCGUACAGUCCUGAUGCUUUAAACUGGAGGUCUUGCAUACAGUAUUUCUGGCGUUGUAGAAGAAAACGGGAUGUUCAAAAUGGUUCGCAGAUUUCAUAAAUCCAGAAUGUUAUUUUGAUUUUGUUAAUAUAAUAAACUUUAAGAAAUCACCAUGAUGAAA